Molecule: messenger RNA, 1509 nt
Organism: Penicillium riverlandense
Lineage: Eukaryota; Fungi; Ascomycota; Eurotiomycetes; Eurotiales; Aspergillaceae
Exons: 4
Coding region: 1-1509 (502 amino acids)
Source: RefSeq, a predicted model, not a curated record
AUGGAUUGGGAGGUUAGAGGUGCUGUACUGCCAACGCAGGAGGCGCAUAUUAUCCCCGCUUGUUCCCCAGAUCGAUCACGAGUGCUGGUAAGAAAGUUGACAGGUGAAACUUCAGCCACUCGGGAUCUCAAGUUCGUAAACCUAUCUCAUCCAGAUGACGUACGCCAGCAAAAAGAGGUUCGAACAGAGAUCCGUCGUCAUGUUAUGAAGGAUAUAGGCCAACGACGGAGGCGCCCACGACGCAAAGAGAUCACUCCGCAAGCCACCCCAACUUCUUCCUCGGAGUUGGGUAGUUACGAAGACUCUCAGCUCCGCGGCGCAAUAGUAAAAAGCUUUUCGCCCAAUCGAAGCCUGGCUAUGCUCGGAAACUUCCCUGUUAAGGCUGAUAUGCGUGUGCUCGAGCUUAUGCACUUUUCCCCUUAUCAGCCAUUCAGGAGUGUUUGGAUUGAAGUAGCAUUAUGCGACCCCGGGGCAUUCCACGUGACCCUCGGCAAUGCUGCUGAUUAUUUGAAUAAGAUCAAUGGCAAUGAUAGUCCGAACAAAAGCCCGGAGGUUUUAAGUCACUAUAAAGACUCAACUGUGCUAUUAAGACGACGUCUCAAUAGCUUUGAGGAGGGUAUUAGUGAAGGGGCCAUUGCUAACAUAUUGGCCCAUGUUUGUCUCGCUAUGAGACACUGCGAUUGGGAUGGCUGGAGUGUCCACAUGAAUGGGUUAAGUCUCAUAGCGAAGCUACGUGGCGGAUUUGCCAACGUCGGACAUCGCAUGUCUCUUCUCAUACUGCUAUACGAUCUAGCUGGUGCCAUGAUUUUCGACUCCCGUCCGCGAUUUUAUCUCCCAACAAAUCUUGCCGGCACAUCUAACAGAUCUUUGAGAGGGGUUCCCCCUAGGUUACAAGGCUUGCUCAUCCAAUUUAUAUCGCCCACGAUUGCUCCAGCGGGCGAGGCAUUAAGAAUGAUCUCCUCAAUUGCUGAUGUGAUCAACACCAAUAGCCACUCCACAACAUUCUGGCAGAGGGACAUCGAUGCAAUCAGCUUGAUUGGCCCCUGUAUUCACUUUCUACUCUCUAUGCCGAGGCUCCCCACUGGGUUCGAGACCAUGGCUAACCUGGAAGAUCUAAUUGCGAGAGAGAUGGUGCGGCUGGCAUGUCUUAUGCUUAUGUCUAAGUUGAAAGAACUAUUUGCUAUUUCUGCGAGCGAGAGAGUUGAACUACAGGCCAGAGUUGCUGAAUUUAUGUCUCAGAGUGUGAAAAUAUUGGGGAAAAGGUACUCUGAACUGAAAAGUUGGGCUCUCGUCACCGUUGCUUUGUUACAGCACCGUGACGGAAGAGGAGUAUACAUGCGGGAGAUCCAUGAAGAGAUGCGCACAAUGGAUAUACCAACGCCAUCCGACAUGCUUGAUAUUGCAAGAGAUAUUGUCUGGAUCGACAUUUUGUUGUCACCGUACGCGGAUGAGCUGGCGGAAGAUAUGGCGCUACACGUCGCCCUUAGCGAAGCAAGCCUCUUGAGUUGA